GUGGCAACGCCUUACGUAACACUAUAUCAUGCAAAAGUCGACUACCCUUGAUAACACUGUCUCUGCAGCACAAUGGCACGCACGGUGAGAGUCGCCCUCCUCCUCUGCGACACCCCCAACGACGACGUGGUCAGAGAGUCCGGCAACUACCAUGCCAUCUACUCCAAAUGGCUCACAGACUCCCUCGCCACCUACCCCGACCCCGCCGUCGCCCGCAGCACCCGCCUCAUCGUCGACCCCUACGACGUCGUCCACAAGAAAGCGUACCCCCCGCCCGAGAGACUGCAGCACGCCGCACCCGACGCAUAUGACUGUGUCAUGCUCACCGGCUCCAAACACACCGCAUACGACACAUCCAACCCCUUCAUCCCCCCCCUCGUCCACUUUAUCCGCUCCCUCGCCUCCUCGCCCGCGUACCAGCACCUCAAACUCAUCGGCAUCUGUUUCGGCCACCAGAUCCUCUCCAUCGCCCUGGGCGGCGAGUGCGUCCCCGGACACAACGGCUGGGAAAUUGGCGUCUACGGAUGCCAGCUGACAGACCAAGGGAGGUACUGGUGGACAGGCGACGUAGAGGGCCAGGGCGGUGGGGAUAAAGUGUACAUCGAGCAAAUGCACAAAGACCACGUGCCCUCCCUCCCGCCGGGAUGCACCCUCCUGCUCUCCACCCCGCGCUACCCCAUCCACUCCUUUCUCAAACCCCACCCGCUCUCCACCCCGUCCCGCCCACUCGCCCACAUCCUCACCGUCCAGGGCCACCCCGAAUUCACCCCCUCCAUCGUCCACCACAUCAUCAACGCCCGCGCCGCAGCCGGCGUCUUUGACGACCAAACCGCACAAGAAGCGAGGAGAAGAGCGGGCGGCAAGGACGGUACGGGCGGAGAAGGGUUUGGAAGGAUCGGGUGGGCCGUCUGGAGAGUGCUCUUGCAGGAUCUUCCCCCGGCGUAGCCCCGAAUGAAGUGACUUGACUAAACAUUGUACAUC
This is a messenger RNA of Cryptococcus deneoformans JEC21, 981 nucleotides long. RefSeq names its product cytoplasm protein, putative. Gene Ontology annotation, cellular component: cytosol; nucleus. The coding region runs from base 73 to 945 and encodes 290 amino acids. NCBI's taxonomy places the organism in Eukaryota, Fungi, Basidiomycota, Tremellomycetes, Tremellales, Cryptococcaceae. The record is from RefSeq and is a predicted model, not a curated record. The transcript has 5 exons.